GGGAACUGUGUGUGUGGAGAAGAUGAAGAGAAGCCUCCCGGCCUGUCUUCCUGUACCCAUCUUCAAUCUGAAGAAAAGGAAUAGACAGCCACUAACCUCCGUUCCUCAGAUUAAAGAACUGACUUCAGAUGGGACUCAUCUUGUCCAUGAAAGUUUUCACUUACCUUCUUUGCCAACAGACUCCAUUUGGGAAAGCAGAAUUUCUCAGUUGCAAAAUGCUGGUAAAAAAAUGGAGAUUAGACCAACAGAUAAAAGAGCAAAUAUCUUUCCUGGAGAUGAAAAUAUGUUUAACAACUUUGGUAAAGAUUUACUUUCUGGUCCUAAAAGGCAUUACGGACAAAUGGAGAGCUUGAAAGGAAAAAGUGUAAAUGAGAAGUAUUCUCCGGUGCCGCUCUCCACAUCUGUGCCAUCUUACAAGAGUUCACAUUAUUCUUCUGCUACUUCAUCAGGAACAAAAGAGCAUCAGCCAUCAUAUUCAUUUAAGUGUAAUGUGAAAUUGAACAAUGAUAGUGCAUUUGCUGAUAUGCCAGAAGAAGAAAUGGUACAGGCUAUACCUCUUUACCAAAUGACUUUUAAAGAAAAGAGUAAUUCUUUAAGGAUCAUAUCUGCAUCAGUAAAGAGCAUGAAGUACUGGAGUCAGUACAGCAACAGUAUUCCUCUGUUAUUUGAAAUACUAGCAACCCUUGACUCUGCCGUCACUUCAGGCGACAAUGGCUCAAAACUCUUCCUUCUAAGAGAUGGCAAGAACCAUAUUCAAUGCAUAUUUUAUGAAAUUGACCGGGACUUGCCAAGACUAAUCAGAGGUCGAAUUCAUAGAGCAAUGGGGAAUUAUGACCAGAAAAGAAACAUGUUUAAGUGUGUUUCUGUGAGACCGGCAUCGGUGGCAGAGCAACAGGCCUUUACGGAAUAUGUCUUCACUGCAGAUAGAGAGAUGGAGAAGUGUGUUACAAGUCUAGAAGACACUAAAUGAGAUGUUAACAGAUUUUCAUCUUGUCAAAGGCACAUUAUUAAACAAUGUUAUCUUGUUUUCGCACUAUAAAUAUAGCUUUAGCAUGUUCUAA
Molecule: messenger RNA, 1061 nt
Organism: Bufo bufo (common toad)
Lineage: Eukaryota; Metazoa; Chordata; Amphibia; Anura; Bufonidae
Gene: SPATA22
Product: spermatogenesis associated 22
Exons: 7
Coding region: 23-970 (315 amino acids)
Biological process (GO): meiotic DNA repair synthesis; gamete generation; regulation of meiotic cell cycle
Source: RefSeq, a predicted model, not a curated record